AUGCUCACUGAAUCUGGCACCUCCUCCAGCUCUCCCGGUAAUGGAGAAACACCGAAGCUCCGGACUGCUUGCGAGAACUGCAGGCAGUCCAAGGUCAAGUGCAAUUUGUCUGGCAAGGAUACGUGCAUCCGCUGCCUUCGCCAUGGACUACCGUGCCGUUACCGAGUUGCCAACCGGUCUGGCAAACCCAAGGGAAGCAAGAAUCGGUCGACGCUCCGGAAACUGGGACAGUUGCAGGAGAAUAAGAGUGCCUUUACCUCCAGCGAUCGACUACCCAAGAGGAAUAUUGAGGCCAUACCAAGUCCAGGGUUCGCACGCAGCGACACUGAGAGUCUACCAACCGAACAGCCGCUGGAAAGCCCAAUGGGCGAGAUGCAGGAUGCGGCCCUGUUUUUGGCCGAUUGCGAGUACCCUUCGCCCUACGGAGAGUCUCUCGCGGACAGCUCAUGCGCGGCCUCGAUGUCGCCGACGUUCCUCCAGAAAGAGUUCAUUACGAAAGGCCUGACCAGCUUCCCCCUUGCGGUGCACGUCCCAAGUGCUCUGCGACCCACAUGUGAAUGUGCUGAGACCCUAGUCUUUUACCAUGACAGUCUUCGCCAGAUGGUAGUCAACCCGGCACAGGUGCGUUUCGAUCAGAUGCUCCAGGGUGUGCAGGCCGCACUCUCGGUGUGCCGCGGGUUCCUGCAGUGCCCAAGUGGGCACAAGGACAAUCAUAGCGCCAAUGACACAAGCAUCAUCCUUUGCAUGUCCACCCUCGAGUUUACUCUCCAGUUACUCGACUACUGGACCUCGUACGAACUCCUCCCGCAGUCCAGGGAGGGACCUCGCGAGGUUGGCUACGGCGAGUAUGAGAUGGAGGCAGAUGAGGCGCGCCGGGUCCGCCGCUUCCUCAUCCGCGGCCGUCUUUUACUCUGUAAGGAGACUUUGGGGCUACUCAAGGGCGCGGCUGGGUUUGAGGAUGGACCUGGGGGGAAUUGGCUGCAGCAGAUUAUUGGGGGAUCGGAGGCGAUGACCGAUACGUUUCUUCAUGCGAUGUCCGAGGCAGAAUGUCUUUGCAAUUUACCUACCUACUAG
This is a messenger RNA of Aspergillus nidulans FGSC A4, 1074 nucleotides long. RefSeq lists its product as uncharacterized. Gene Ontology annotation, molecular function: DNA-binding transcription factor activity, RNA polymerase II-specific; zinc ion binding; DNA binding. Gene Ontology annotation, biological process: regulation of transcription by RNA polymerase II; regulation of DNA-templated transcription; DNA-templated transcription. The transcript has 2 exons. Lineage: Eukaryota; Fungi; Ascomycota; Eurotiomycetes; Eurotiales; Aspergillaceae. Bases 1 to 1074 code for a protein of 357 amino acids. Gene Ontology annotation, cellular component: nucleus. The record is from RefSeq and is a predicted model, not a curated record.